Sinocyclocheilus rhinocerous is the source of this 2503-nucleotide messenger RNA. RefSeq lists its product as uncharacterized. Bases 158 to 2503 code for a protein of 781 amino acids. The transcript is spliced from 4 exons. NCBI's taxonomy places the organism in Eukaryota, Metazoa, Chordata, Actinopteri, Cypriniformes, Cyprinidae. The record is from RefSeq and is a predicted model, not a curated record.
CAAGAAUAGAACAAUAAGAAGUGGAGCAGUGCCCUGAUAUCAGCUGCUGUUUAUGCAGAUACUGCCUUUACAUCAUUACUUCUCUAAAGAAACCACAGUGGAAACGUGACUGACUGCCUUAAGUGUCCAGGACUGUAGAUGUCACACAUCCAGCAGAAUGAGUCGGAGGAAGAGGAGAAACAGUCGCAGGAGGAAGAGCUCCAGCAGCAGUAAACAAUGCAUCUCUCCAUAUAAUUUUCAGAGGCACACUAUGGUGGACACUGUGGAAGCUGCCGAGAAGGGAGAAACUGACUCCUUCUGUAAAGAGCAUGUACUGUCAGUGUCUGAAGACGAGAAGGAGACUGAGACUCCAACCACGGAGAAAGAAAUCAGAACACGGAGUUGUGAAGAUUUCUUCCUGGACAAAAAGAAAAAAUACAGACAAAAGCCAAACUCAGAACCAAUAGACAGAGGUCCAGGGUUAAAAAUCACACAUUCUGUGACCAUCGAUAACUUUGGACUGUCUUCUCCCAGAGUUGUGUUCGACCGAUGCCAUGAAGCAACGGUUAGUAGUGUGAUAGCAGUCACAACCACUGAGGUCAAAUGCAUGAGCCCAAAUAUGAAGCUUGAGAUCAAUGUCGUGACAUCAGAUGAUUCAAAUAUCAAGACCACCUUUAUUCUUCAAAACUGCAGAGACAAAAGGGAAGAGGCUCAUUUUAGAACUGAGAAUCAUCAAUCUCCAAAAAACACACACGUCUACUCAUGGAACCAACAUGGAGCAGGUUACAAACAAAACACCAGCGAGAAUAUUAGCUAUACGAUUAGCAUUGCAGAGCUGAAAGCAGAGUCAACACAUGAUUCAAAGAGUCAGAGCUCAUGGGAUGAUCCUGAAGAAAUGGCUUGCCGUAAAAGCUGCUGUAAAAAUAACUUCCGUUGGGGAAACACAGGUGGCCAGACGGACACUGAUUUCACACUGGUUGAUGGAUCUUCCUGUUGCUCAUCACCCUCUGAUUUCUGGCAACAUCAGAAACAGCGCUCACUGCCCAGCAGUCUCAGUAAUGAGGCAUUAUGGGAUAUCCCUCCCCUUGAUGAAUUUGCUGAUAAGAAGGCUAGUGCACUGGAUUUCCUUGCAGAAAAUGUUGCAUCUUGUCAGAUCAGUCCCAGAGAAAGAUUCGCUGACCACCACAACACUAACUGCACGCAGACAGCAUCUGAGGUUACCUUGUGCAAAGAGUUUACACGCCAGAAUACACUGGAUGGGGACAACAGGACAAAUGUGUCCAGGUGCUGUGAACGGCUAUUCGACUUGAGUCCUCAGGAACACUUAUUCAUGAAUCCCAGAGCUUCAAUAAACAGAUCUUCUUUCACUAAAAACUUCAUCGACAAUCACGAAAGGAAGACGCGCUUGCGCAACAACAGCAUCGCCAUCCUAGAAAGCAAAACUCAUCCUGCAGGCUACAUGGACAUUCCUCCCAAAAGACGAAAGACGUACCCGGGAUUGACAUAUCAAAUGAGUCAAGCCAGAGAGAGCAUUCCCUCAUACAGAGAGUCGUUUUCCUCGGGCACACUGUUUUUCACGCAGUCGCUUCCCUGUCAAGCAGACAGGAUGGGAAGAUUUUAUGUAGAAGACGAAAGACUUCGUCCACUUGGGAGCCGCAAAUCUUCCAGUAGCAGCAGCUAUAGACCAAGCUCAAGCUCUACAACCGGUCCCGACUCGUGUAUUCCCAAAUUCAAGGCUUACAGCUCAAUGAAAAACCCAUUCUAUCCAUCCAGGUCUGAUGAGAGUCCAGAAGAAAUCUUCUUUAGAGGUGAACAAUAUCAGGGGCCAUCGCAGCUAGACGAGAUGGAGCAACUGGGUUCAGAUGUCGCUGCAGGAAUGAUGAUCGAUGAUGGCACGGAUCAAGACAGCACCUCAGCGGGACAACCUGAGCUGAACGAAGUCAAUGAAAGUGGCUUUGACGAGGAGAUGGUGGAGCUGGAUGGGUCAAUUUCUCCAGGUGACACCAUGGAGAGCCAUCAAAGGGAGCUUCUUAUUCAUGUCAUCCCACCUUCACUGUGCAACUCUGAAGAAAAAAUCGAUGAAGGAUUGCCCAACAGUAUCAAGCAUCACACGUGGGACGGAGAUGAAACUGACGCUCCAAAGAAACGGAGAGGUUCGGUAAUGACAAUAAUCACUGGGGACUGUGAGCAGAGAUUUCUACAGGGCAACCAUGUCUUCUCAUUUGAUGAGGACGUAUCACAGGAACAUCAGAUAGAUGCUUUGAGCCCUGUGAUUGAGUCUCCUACCGGGUCUCCAAUAGAGGAUCUUGCCAGUAUCAGAGAAGCUGUGGAAGAGGUCGCGGACUACUCACAAGCACAAAAAACCACAACCUCUGCAAACACUAUGGACACACCUUCUCAACAGCCUGGAGAAGUGCAAACAAAUGAAUCCCUGGAGAAAAUAAGCACAGAUGUCUCUAGGACAACCAAAUUCUAUAACAAUGAUUCGUCUGAACGGCAAGGUGCUUCAAAAAGUGAGCAUUGA